AUCUGGAGGCUGCUGCUUGAGGGGACGCUUAUCGAGGAAAGAAGGGGUCAGAGAGAGAAGGGAGGGGAGGGGGCAGGGAGGAUCGCGAUGGCCAUGCUACCUGACCUUGGACGUGCGAAAGGAAUGGAGGGAGGACGAGGAGGAGGUGAGGAGAGGGAUCUAGGAGAUGGAAGAGUGAAGGUAGGAAGAGUAGUCAUAGGAAGAGGAAGAGGAGGAGGAGGAGGGAGAAGAGUAGUAGGGAGGUGUUGUGGGUGUGGCGCUGAGGUGUUUGAGAGAUGCAGAAGGGAGGAGGAAGAUGGACAAUCGUUUCGACCGUUGAAGGUGUAUUUCGAUCCUAUGUUCCGGAUGUUAAUCCUUGUGAAUCUGGCCGCAAUCAUGGAAAGAGGGGACGAGUCUAUGCUUCCAGCAGUGUUCAAUGAACUUCAAAUCAGGUUUCACGCGUCGCCGACUGCGCUUGCCACCUUGACCCUGCUUAGGGCGCUAGUGCAAGCGUUAUUUUCACCUGUAGCCGCUCACCUAUCAUCUCGAUAUAAUCGUACGCACGUCAUCACGGGCGGGAUCAUCUGCUGGGCGAUGGCAACCUUUGGGGUCGGGGCGAGCGUCUCCUUCUCGCAGGUUGCGACUGCAAGAGCGCUGAACGGCAUAGGAUUAGCUCUGGUGAUUCCAUCUAUUCAAUCGAUAAUUGCGGACUCUUACCCAGCUGGCAGAAGGGGAUGGGGGUUCGGCGUGUAUCAGAUGUUAGGCUUUGUCGGUGGGAUAUCCGGGGCAGUGUUUGCUACGUUGAUGGCAGACAGCCUAAUCCUCGGGGUUGCAGGGUGGAGGAUGGCGUUCUUCGUGAUGGCUCUUGCAAGUGGGGUGCUAGCACUCUCCAUGUACUUGGGUGGAAAGGAUCCCCGUGAUAUCAGUCUGCACUGUGCCAUCUGCUCUGCUGGGGAUGGUCGAGAAAUGGAGAUGCGUCCUCUGGCACUUGAAGAGAUGAUGAGUGAUGGAUCUCGGGCAAGCAGUGAGCUAACUGUGAUUCGCCAUGACGAUGUCAAGGAGAUGGAGACGGCAAUGGACGGACUACAGAAAACGUGGAGGGAUGUGCAGUGUGUACUUCGAGUCCCCACCUUCCAGGUCAUUGUUGCCCAAGGUGUGAUUGGAUCAUUUCCGAUAUCGGCUAUGGUAUUCCUGACCUGGUAUUUCGAGUUAAUGGGGUUUUCCCAUGAAAAGGUCGCUGUUCUUAUGCUGGCAGGUGGAGUCGGUGCGUCGAUUGGAUCAGUGUUUGGAGGAUGGGUAGGGGAUCGCAUGAGUCAGAUUUAUCCAGACUCUGGCCGAGUAAUGUGCGCCCAAUUUUGCACAGGUAUGAGUGCCCCGUUGAGUGUCCUUUUGCUUCAAGGGCUCCCUCGCAAUCCACAUAAGUUGGGAAUCUACACCUGCGUAAUGUUUUUGUCAGGCCUUUUGAUGUCGUGGAAUGCGACAGCGACAAAUAAUCCCAUUUUCGCAGAGGUCGUGCCCGAGAGAUUGCGCACGACUAUGUAUGCGUAUGACCGCGCAUUUGAAGUUUCCUUCGCCGCUUUUGGCGCACCGACGGCAGGGUUCCUCUCCCAACACCUCUUCGGUUUCCAGGUCAACCGAGUGCAGAAGCAUGGAAAGGGCCCUGGUGCAGCCAUGAGCAAUGUUGAGAGACAGGCAAACGCUGCGGCAUUGUCUAAGGGCUUGGUCGUAUGCUUGGUGAUCCCAUACACGAUAUGCUGCAUGGUGUACUCGCUUCUGUAUCGAACUUAUCCGGUCGAUCGUGACCGUGUGCUCAAUGAGACGUCAUCGCAGUGUGGCGCUGAUGAAGGCGGCACCCCCUGCGGAGGAGUUGAUUUCCAGGGCAAGGAGGGAUUGUUCACAAGGAAUGGAGAUAUGCUGACGAGAGAAAAGCUAGACGAGAGUGACUUGGAUGGGUAUUUUGGUGGGCGCUAUGACAGCGAUGCGUUAUGGCAUCUGAGGUCGAUUGAGAGAACCAGGGAGGAGCUGAAACUUUUCGCUGUUGAGGGAUGCAGACAAUGACUGACCGCUGGCAAACUAGCGCGUAGUAAGAGGAUGACGAGAGGAGGAGGGGGGGGGGGGGGACCACAAGGGUAAGGAAGCAGAUGAGGUGGAGGAAGCAAGAGUAGGUGGUUCUUCAGAGCUGGGCCUCGAGGGGAAGGAAGUGACUGAGACAAGAAUUUUCUUCUUUCUGGGUCUCCUUGGUUGUCAAAUCAGAGCUUCGCAGCAAAGUCGAUGAUGCUCCUAUCAGGCUGCAGCAUUCGGAUUGGAGGGUUGAGAUAUGGGAAGGAUCCUUGGUUGAGGGGGUUGUAUUCAGUUUGUGUUCACCGUUUAUCUUUUCCCAAGUAUGAUGUGUUUUCGUAUGCUGUCGUGUUGGUUUUCUAGGAAGUUGUUUCUGCUAUUGAGAUACUCGGUCGAUUGCAUCUAUGCUGCGCCUUAUUUGUCACGAUGCCUCCGUCAGAAUGCACCUGGUCAUACUAAUCGUGGAACAACUGAUGGUUCGCACGUUCAGGUGCAGUCUGAAAGGCGAAGUGUACAGGAAGGCAAUGGAGAAAAUAACCUGCGGCAAUAACCCAUGCAGUUUUCAGUCUGAGAAAUCUGCGUUUGUCGAGGAAGUCUGUGCCUUUGCUGCGUUUUCCAGUGAGAUCUCCGAGUCUGCUGUGCUUGGAUUGCCCGUGCUGAAACUCGGCGUCUUUUUUUUGUAAUUAUUGAAGUUGUGGUGGGUAUAUCAGUAUGCCGCGGUACCAACCCUCGUGUCGUGAUGUUGAUCUGUGUUCCAGGAGGGACAUUUCUGUAAAGUUGGGAACUUGAAGGAACAGGACAGAAAUUUAGUUGAAUAGAAGGGGAUGGAUGGGCAAUGUUUGGACGAGAAGGGACAAAAGGGUCAAUUUUGAUAGACCAGGAGGAUUUUCCAGCAAGCCUGGUAGAUCUGGUAGGCCCUGAUGUCCAGUAGGCGUAGUUCCUGGCCAUCAUUACGAUGCUAAAUGUACCCAGCCUACACAUGCACAUACGUGUCCGGUCAUGGGGUAGGAUUGCAAUCUGCGCGUAGCUAAAUUAGCUAGCAGGUUUCCUGCCCUUUUAGAGGUCUGCUAGGUUCUAGAGAUUGCCCGGGUAGGCAGGCAGGCAGCUUUGCCACUGGAUCUAUAGUCCAGCUCUGCAACGGACGAGGCAGCGCAUCAGGUCGGGUGAUUUGCUGGUUGGCAUAGCGGACAUCGCACCACCCGUACUGAGGGAGGCAUCAUUAUGCUUCUCGUAUUGAGGGAGACAUUAUGCUGCUUGUAUUGAGGGAGACAUUAUGCUCCCUGCUUGGAGUUUACGUUGGAGAUGCGGACCUCCGUGGCUGGCGGGAGAGGAUGGAGAACGUAUGCCUCUUGUGGUCGGGCCUGCAGCCUACAUUGGGCCUGAGGGUGAUGUAGGGGUCUUCGGCGGACUUGGAGGGAGUAGAGAGAGCGUGCCAGUUGGGAACUCGCCUGCGGCUAUAGCGGAGUCCAGCUCUCAUCGUCCUUGUAUGGCACUGCAUCGUGGAUGGCUGCUGAGGCGCUAGGAGGACUGGUUUUCAUCUGGGUGUAUGGUGCCACCAUUUCGAUGGAGGGAGGAGGAAGGAUUAUGUUGUGUUGUUCUUUGCUUGCUAAUGAAGUGGUAUCCAUUCG
Chara braunii is the source of this 3665-nucleotide messenger RNA. The record is from the annotation of a GenBank genome assembly. NCBI's taxonomy places the organism in Eukaryota, Viridiplantae, Streptophyta, Charophyceae, Charales, Characeae.